Messenger RNA from Ctenopharyngodon idella (grass carp), 3546 nucleotides. Its product is annotated as protein mono-ADP-ribosyltransferase PARP12-like. Gene Ontology annotation, molecular function: NAD+ poly-ADP-ribosyltransferase activity; metal ion binding. The record is from RefSeq and is a predicted model, not a curated record. The transcript has 12 exons. Lineage: Eukaryota; Metazoa; Chordata; Actinopteri; Cypriniformes; Xenocyprididae. Bases 51 to 2372 code for a protein of 773 amino acids.
GUUCACUUUUAUUUCCUGUCAGUCCAUUCAGUCGUCCAGAGUUCGACAACAUGGCCGAAGCGGCGAUCAUCAAAAAGAUUUGUGCCCAUAAUGGAUCUAUGAAGCUCGAUGAUUUAACAUCAGUAUUCGGUCUAUAUGAUGAAGCCAUUGAGUCAAUCAUCAGCAGGAGUGAAUCCUGUACCGUCGAGAUCAUGAACGGACAGAAGACCGCGAUCGUCCGAACCAAAGUUCGCCUGUGUCGAGCCCAGACCUGCUCGGGCUGCGCGAAUCUGCACCUGUGUAAAUGGUUUCUUUUCGGUUCCUGCCGCUUCGACAGAGGAAGACGAGGAUGUCGGUUCAGUCAUGAUCUGUUGUCAGGUCAGAAUGAAAUACUGCUGACCGCUCAUGGUCUGAACACACUGGACGUAAAAGAACUGUGCAUUCUGCUUCUACAGAGCGACAACUCCCUCCUGCCGGCUGUGUGUCAUUCUUAUAAUAACGGCGUGGGACAGUACGGCCGAUGUCAGGAGGCCGAGAACUGUAAGAGGCUCCACAUCUGCGAGAAAUAUCUGCGAGGGUCCUGCGACUGCCCUCGCGCUCAUGACUUCUACGAGCCUCAUCCUCUGAAGACCCUGCAGGACAGAGGAAUUCCCAGCGACCUCAUGCACGUCAUGAAGGAUCUGUACUCAAACAUUGAAGUCCUGAGGCUUCGUUUCAAAAACAAGCCCUCUUCAGCUCCAAACGCCGCAGGCCAGAACCCCAGAAGAGGCCCGAAUGCACAGAAUCGGAGGCCGUCGAGCGGUUUUAACGCAGGCAGAGGACAAGAGGGUCAGAGGCCUCCACAAACCCCCACAGAGAAAACAGAGAUCUGCAUGUAUUACAUCAAAGGACACUGCAAGCACGGUGACUCGUGUUAUAAGGAGCAUUCCAGUCUGCCCUAUAAAUGGGAAGUUAAGGAAGGAUCCGAAUGGAAAGCUCUUCCUGACAACGAGGCCAUUGAGAAAGAUUACUGUGAUCCUGCAAGAAUAUACAGCACUGGAAUCACCCCGGUCUGUUUUGAUACGAUGACCCAAGGCCCUCGCAGUGUGCGCCGUCUGUCCACAGUGCCGUCAGUGGUCCAGCCCAACUUCAUUCUGACCACCGAGUGGCUUUGGUACUGGGAGGACGAGUUUGGAAACUGGAUCCAGUAUGCUACAGCGGAGGGGGGUCAUAAGUUGUCCUCCAUCUCUAGUACUGAACUUGAGCAGAAGUAUCAGGCUGAUAACAGUGCCGUGUUGGAGUUCACAGCUGGAUCACAGACAUACACACUCAGCUUCCAGGAUAUGAUCCAGGAAAACAAACGCUACACAACCAAAAAAGUCGUCAAACGUCGUCCCAAAUUUGUGUCAGCAGCUGAUGUUCGAACAAUCAAGACAACUAAAAGGACACCCAACAAUUUCAAGGCUCUGCCGGAACACUGGGAUAAAGCUCUGACCCCUGAAACCGGAUACAUGAGAGUGUCGCUGCAGAGCACGGCAGGUGAAUACAUCAAAAUGAAAGAGCUGUUCAAUCGCACCAUGAGAGGCUUCAGCAUUCUGAAUAUUGACAGGAUCCAGAACAAAGCAUUAUGGGAAGUGUUUCAGUGGCAGAAGGAUUGUAUGAAAAAGAACAACAGAGGCAAAGACGUGGCCGAGAAGCAGCUCUUCCACGGCACCGACCGCAAGCAUGUAGAUGCCAUCUGCAAGAACAACUUUGACUGGAGGAUCUGUGGAACUCAUGGCACAGCCUACGGAAAAGGUAGUUAUUUCGCCAGGGAUGCAAAAUACUCGCACAGCUACACCAAAGACUCGGGCACUCGUUCCAUGUUUGUUUGUCGGAUUCUGGUUGGGGACUACACCAAAGGUGAUUCCGAAUACCUCCGGCCUCCGUCCAAGGAUGGAGGAGACACCAUCUUCUACGACAGUUGUGUGAAUGACAUGUACGAUCCGUCCAUAUUUGUUGUGUUUGAAAAGCACCAGAUCUACCCUGAGUAUCUAAUCGAGUACAGAGACUCAAGUGAAUAUGAGCCACAAAUCCAUCAUACAAUCACAAGACCAACGGCGCCGGUGAGACGUGUAGCUGUUCCUUCAUACAGCAGCACAAACUCCAGCGUCAGAAUCACUCCGUCAUACACCUCCUUCUCAAAUGCCUCCUCAGCUGCAUCUUCCCCUUUCUCCUCCUCAGCUGCAUCUUCCCCUUUCUCCUCCUCAGCUGCAUCUUCCCCUUUCUCCUCCUCAGCUGCAUCUUCCUCUUUCUCCUUCUCAGCUGCAUCUUCCUCAAGAGCCUCCUCCUCCUCGUAUGCUUCUCCCUUACAUUCCUCCUCCUCAACUUCAGCUUCUUCAAAGUCUUCAAAGUCAGAAUGCAUCAUUUGCUAAUUGGGCACCAUGUGAUCACUUCGGUUGCUUUAAGCCCAAGGUAUACUUGGUUUUUUACGCGUACGAACGCAAAGUAUACGUCAUUUAACUCGCGUACACAGGCGUUCAACACAUGCGCAAUUUUGAGCAAUCUCUCCACGAAUUACAACCCAUGUAAAUAUCUUUGUAUUCUUUCAUGCUAGAGUUGUACAAACGAGGGUACUUUCUGACCUCUUCGCACAAUCUCUAGUCUAUAUAGGCCUCCAUCGUCGCUGUAGCUUGCACGCGUUCCGCUCUGUUCUGUUUAUGCAGGUUUUCUUUGACUACCUUGUGAAUUGACACCUCCAGGGCACUGUUGCCACCUUGUGGAUAAACUAAUCACUGCAAAAAAAAAAUUAAAUGCGCAUGUGCGACCUGCAAGUACAGUUCUGAUGACGAAAUGUACGCUGACCCUCAUGUAUGCGUAAAAAGCGAAGCAUACUUUGGGCUUAAGCAAAGGAAGCCGUUAAAAUGUGAAUGCUGAUAAUCAAGUUAUAAAUGUUACGCAUUAAUAGAAAAUGGCAGAAGAAGAGUUGUUCUGGUGUCUUGUACUCUCAGGUUAAAGUCGUGAUAAAACCAAAAUAACGACAGAUCUCUAGGUUUUAACACAUUUUCUUUCUUGAACAAAUCAAAAUAAAAUUCAAUAUUCAUACCUUUGAUAAUAACGGUAAUUUCAGGCACAAUCCAUUAAACUCUGUGCCCUCUAACGGCGUAAAAUAAAAAUGACAUAAAUCCAAAAAUGGCUCCUACAAUAGUAUUGUUACAUACAUCUGAGUGUAGUAAAUUACUGAAGAAAAAACAGUUAGGGCGGGGCUUGACUGUGUGCAUCGGUUGUUGAUUGGAUGUUAAGAUGUGGGCGUGGCUCUCUGACGCGAUCUAGCAGGGGGCGGGGUUGAGGAACACUAAGUGAUUGGAGAAUUGUGCAUGUCACCAAAGAGAAGACUGUCAUGUCAUCAGAUGGACCAGUUAAAUAUUACAUACUCAAAAAAAGAGAAAAAAAACAUUUACAUAAAAAAAAAAUAUAUUCACAACAAGAUCUAUAACAUACAUUUAGAAAACAUGUCAUGCUGUAUAAUUUGUCUUGAUCUUUACUUGGACCUUUGUAAUAAUCUCAAUAUUUGAGAUAUUUGUCACAAUAAAGCUUCCCUAUACACAA